Messenger RNA from Miscanthus lutarioriparius, 2367 nucleotides. The record is from the annotation of a GenBank genome assembly. Lineage: Eukaryota; Viridiplantae; Streptophyta; Magnoliopsida; Poales; Poaceae.
AUGGGUUUCAACCCUCCGGUGCCGCAGCAGGACAGCGACUGGGAGAUCCGUGCAGCGGUGCAGGUGAGCCUGCUCCUCCAGGUGUUCCUCAUCUUCGUGGGUCCCAUGCGCAAGCGCUCCUCGUCUCCGAUACCCCGCUUCACCGUCUGGUCCUGCUACCUCCUCGCCGACUGGGUCGCCGACCUCGCCCUCGGCCUCCUCCUCAACAACAUGGGCAACAUCAGCGGUGGCGGCGGCAACUCCUCGUCCAGCUUUGGCCUCAAGCGCGGCGGCGGUGGCGGCACCGCUGGCAACAACAACAACGCUAGUAGCGGAAGCAGUAGCCCCAUCAUCUUCGCGUUCUGGACGCCGUUCCUGCUGCUCCACCUGGGCGGGCCGGACACCAUCACCGCCUACUCGCUGGAGGAUAACGAGCUGUGGCUCCGCCACCUCAUUGGCCUCCUCUUCGAGCUCUUCUCCGCCUGCGUCAUCUUCUUCUGCUCCCUUCACGGCAACCCCAUGAUCCCCGCCACCGUGCUCAUGUUCAUCGUCGGCAUCAUCAAGUACGCGGAGCGCACCUACUCCCUCUACUCCGGCAGCGUCGACGGCUUCCGCAACAAGAUCCUCGACGACCCGGACCCGGGGCCAAACUACGCGAAGCUCAUGACGGAGUUCGACGCCAAGGAGAAGGCCGGCCUGGUCGUCGAGAUCGCCAUAGCCAAUGGUGAGGCCGAGGAGGCACACAAGGAGAUGGAGAAGCAAGAGACGAUGCGGCUGGUGCAGGACAAGAACAAAAGCGUGGAGGCUCGCGCGUACGAGUUCUUCCUCAUCUUCCGGCGGCUCUUCGUCAACGUGAUCCUGAGCUUCAAGGAGCGGCGGCUGAGCCAGGCCUUCUUCCUGGAGCGCGAUGACAUGAAGGGGAGCGAGGCGUUCAAGGUGAUCGAGGUGGAGCUCAACUUCAUCUACGACAUAGUGUACACCAAGGCGCCCGUCGCCUACAGCACGCACGGCUGGGUGCUCCGCGGCAUCUGCUCCUGCUGUCUCGUUUCCGCGCUCGUCAUCUUCUUCUUCCUCGACAAGCCUGGGCACCAGAUCCUGCCCGUCGACGUCGGCAUCACGUACGCGCUGCUGCUGGGUGGGCUGGCGCUCGACGUGGCGGCGCUGCUCAUGAUUUUCUUCUCCAACCGCGCCCAGGUGUACCUGGAGUCGUCCAGGUGGCUCAGGUGGCUGGCGUGGCUGAGGGAGGUCAUCAAGCGGUGGCGGGCGCGGCGCUGGUCGGGGAAGACAUCGCAGCUGAACCUCAUCGAAUACUGCCUCGGCAAGCCGGGCAAUUACAGUAACAAAGGUGGACGGCGGUGGCUCCACAAGAUCGUCGAGAAGAUGCACGUCGAGGAGAUCGUGGACGACUUCUUCUUCAUCCACCGCGUGCCACUACGCGGCAAGAAGCAGCAGGACGACGGCGGCGACAAGCAGGACUCCCCUCCUCUCCUAGAUUUCAUCUUCAAAGGCCUCAAGCCAGCGGCCGAGAUGCUGAAAGCGAAAGGAAAGGGGGACAUCAUGGAGAUGUGCAACUGUCGUGGCAACCGUGUCAUCCAGCGCCAUGCCACGGAGAUCAAGAAGAACAUCGAGAAUAACGACGAGGUGAAGCACCUUGCCAUGGAUAAAAUCAAGAAGUCCCUCGAGGAGAAGGACGAGGCGAAGCGCCUUAGCAUGGACGACAUCGACAAGAUCAAGGCCGAGGUCGCUACGGAGAAGUUCAGGCUGAUCCUGGACAGCGUGGAGCAGAGUGACUUCGACGAAUCCCUGCUGCUGUGGCACAUCGCCACCGACCUGUGCGGCCUCCAGAACAAGAUAACGGCACCAACGGCGGACGAAGAUCGGCUGCGACCCAUCGGCGAGACCCUGUCGGAGUACAUGCUGUACCUGCUCAUCAAGCAGCCGGAGAUGCUGGCGGCGACGGCGGGCAUCGGCCUGCUCCGCUACCGGGACACGUGCGAGGAGGCGCGCCGGUUCUUCGGAUCCAUGGAGGCGUGGAUCGAUGACCACGACGACGCGCGCAAGAUGCUGCUGAACGUGAACACGUCGGAGAAGCCAUCAGUGGUGAAGGGCGACCGGAGCAAGUCGGUGCUGUUCGACGCGGUCAUUCUGGCCAAGGAGCUCAGGAAGCUGGACGACUGGCUCAUGAGGGAGGUUGUCACGGGGGUGUGGGGGGAGAUGCUGACGUACGCGGCGGGCAAGUGCCGGGGCAACAUGCACGUCCGGCAGCUCAGCCGCGGCGGCGAGCUCAUCACGCUCGUCUGGUUCCUCAUGGCGCACAUGGGGCUCGGCGACAUGUACCAGAUCCAGGAGGGAGACGCCAAGGCCAAGCUCAUCGUCAAAGACCAGUAG